Fundulus heteroclitus (mummichog) is the source of this 2785-nucleotide messenger RNA. Its product is annotated as cytochrome P450 1B1-like. The record is from RefSeq and is a predicted model, not a curated record. The transcript has a single exon. Gene Ontology annotation, molecular function: heme binding; iron ion binding; steroid 17-alpha-monooxygenase activity. Lineage: Eukaryota; Metazoa; Chordata; Actinopteri; Cyprinodontiformes; Fundulidae. Bases 196 to 1785 code for a protein of 529 amino acids. Gene Ontology annotation, biological process: hormone biosynthetic process; progesterone metabolic process.
UGCAAACGCAGACACUUAAGCCUUAAAUCUUGAUGAUAGACUAACUGAUUAGAACAAAACUUAUGAUUAUUUUACUGGCAAUUUCAUUAGAAGUUUGAUUGUUGAUAUGGAUCCCUAAGGUGUUUUUUUUUUCUUCACAAACAAGUAUUAAACAGACUUGUUAAAGGGAAAAGAGACAGCUGGUACUUUGAAACAAUGGCAAUUACCAGUGAGUUUGGUUUGAAGAGCAGCAGCAUCAUCAAGGAAUGGAGCGGACAGGUCCACCCUGCCCUGGUUGCAUCUUUUGUUUUCCUCUUCUGCCUGGAAGCCUGUCUGUGGGUCAGAAAUCUCAGGCUGAAGAGGAGACUGCCGGGACCCUUUGCCUGGCCUGUGGUUGGCAAUGCCAUGCAGCUGGGUCAGAUGCCUCACAUCACACUGGCCAAGCUUGCCAAGAAGUACGGCAAUGUGUACCAGAUAAGGCUCGGCUGCAGCGACGUGGUGGUCCUCAACGGAGACCAGGCGAUACACCAGGCGCUGAUUCAACACAGCACAGAGUUUGCAGGCAGACCAAACUUUGUCUCGUUUCAGAUGAUCUCUGGAGGCAGGAGCCUGACGUUCACUAACUACAGCAAACAGUGGAAAGCACACAGGAAGGUUGCCCAGUCGACUCUCAGAGCCUUUUCCUCUGCAAACAGUCAGACUAAAAAAAAUUUUGAGCAGCAUGUGCUGGCAGAGGCCACAGAACUGGUACAGGUAUUCCUACGUCAGAGCGCUAAUGGACAGUAUUUUUACCCAGCUUAUGAGUUUACAGUAGCUGCUGCUAACAUCAUGUGUGCUCUUUGCUUCGGAAGGAGAUAUGGACACGAUGACCAGGAGUUCAGAACCUUGUUGCAGAGUAUCGACAAGUUUGGGGAGACUGUUGGGGCAGGUAGCUUGGUUGAUGUCAUGCCCUGGCUGCAGUCCUUCCCUAAUCCAGUUCGAAAUAUCUAUGAAACUUUCAAAACCAUAAACACUGAGUUUUUUAACUACGUGAAAGACAAAGUGGUACAGCACAGAGAGUCCUUCAACCCUGAGGUGACCCGGGACAUGAGUGAUGCAUUCAUUAGGGUUAUUGAGCAUGAGGAGAGCACAUUGUCCAGGGAGUUUGUUGAAGCAACUGUCACUGACCUGAUCGGGGCAGGACAAGAUACGAUGUCGACAUUCAUGCAGUGGCUUGUCCACCUGCUGGUCAAAUACCCAGACUACCAAACCAAACUGCAGCAGCUCAUUGACAAAGUGGUGGGCCGAGACCGGCUGCCGUCAGUCGAGGACAGAAGUAAUCUGGCUCUUCUGGACGCCUUCAUCUACGAGACGAUGCGCUUCACCAGCUUUGUCCCAUUCACCAUCCCGCACUCAACCACGUCGGACGUCACCAUCGAAAGCCUCCACAUCCCCAAGGACACGGUGGUCUUCAUCAAUCAGUGGUCUGUCAAUCACGAUCCCCUGAAGUGGAAGGACCCCCAUGUAUUCGACCCCAUGCGCUUCCUCGACGAGAACGGUGCCCUGGACAGAGACAGAACCAACAGCGUGAUGAUUUUCUCAACAGGUAAGAGACGUUGCAUCGGCUCUCAGAUUGCCAAGGUGCAGGUGUUUCUGUUUUCGGCCGUCUUGCUGCAUCAGCUCACCUUUGAGAGCGACUCAUCCUUACCUCCUACUCUGGAAUGCUCCUACGGCCUCACACUGAGGCCCCUCCAGUUCAAUGUGAGAGCCAAGCUCAGGGGAAAGUUGCUUGAUGUGGUUUCCCCCAGCAUAAACACGUUGCCCUAAGGCUGUGCUUCUGUUAAACACUUUACCGCCAGUGACAUUUAAGAAUGAGUAUAACUAUACAUGCACUAGACAGUUUUGAUAUUUAACAAGAAUAUUUAAUUCAUGUAUUAGAUUUUAUGUUAGUGGGGAACUAAAAUGAUAAUUUCAAAGAUCUCUUCUGCAAAUGGAUCAUAUGUUUAUGGACUUUUUUGAACAUUGGAAAGUAUGAAAUAAUUGCUUCUCCAAACACUCUAAACUUGAUAAGAUGUAAUAGAGAAAUGUCUGGUUGUUUGUCAUCCACAACUGAGCAUGUAUAUGUGUGCAGAAGUGACAUUUAAAGUAUCGCAGAUGUUUAUGAAAUACUUGUGAAUGUGAUUAAGACACUUGAAGGCCCAUUGUUCUCAUUUGUUUAUGCAAAAAUAUAUUUUAACCUUCCCACAUAAUUCAUAUUAAUGUAUGGCAAAAACUGUUUAAAUGUAAUCACUAUCUACUGUAUCCAAUGCAUAAACACGCAACAGAAAAUAAAACUCAGACGUGAGAAAGGAGUCUUUCAUCGGGAGGAGGAUCCACAACUUUUCCAAGGAGAUGGUUGAGACAACACUGGGGACCGCAAGCACUGAAAGACUUUCUGCAUCAAAGCUUCACUUUCACUGUACAAGCACUGCAGCUACCAUUGUGCCAAGCCCCCUUUUUUCCUUCGACACGAGAAAGCACAUGUGCAAGACAUUUCUCUGACUCGUGAGGCAUUCUUAAAACCAUGUUUGUUUACAGUACAGUUUUUCAAAGCUACACGGAUGUCAGUGUGCUCCUUUUAAGCCUCGGUGUUCAGGAGCUGACGUUGUAAUGCCCAAGGGACGUAUUUUUCUGUCUGUGUCACGGCAAAACAAUUUUAACACCAGUCGGCCUCAAGUAUUAAAGCUUCCAAUCUGGAGUUGUUGCUUUAGUGUUUGAUGCCCACUGAGCCUUUAUAUACUGAACAAAAAUAAGCUGUAUUUAAAUUAAAAGUGAAAUGUAAAUUGUU